AUGGCGAGUGCUACGGGUGUUCCGGAGCGGUUCCCUUCCAUCGAGGAUAGAGAAACAGAGCCCCUUCUUGGCCGGCCCGGCGAUGCCGCACAAGAAGAUGGCGUCCCUAUGAUCAAAAACCUGGUUCUUGGAACCGGUAUAGUCGCCCAGCUGGGCGUUGUACUACUCACGAUCUUGGUCUGGGCCAGCGUCCUAUCAAAGCCGUUGAUCCUUUUCUCAGCGCAUCCGUUACUUCAGUCGCUGGCUGUACUCACCUUGGCGCAGUCUGUUCUAAGUUUACAACCUACGCAUACAGCUGAGCAGAAGCGCGUCGGUCAGCGUGUCCACGCCAUCCUCAACCUCGUGGCCUUCUUGAUCCUCGUAGCUGGCGUGACUAUCAUCGAAUACAACAAGUUUGCCAACAACGGUGCUCACUUCCACUCUGUCCACGGAUAUCUUGGCGUCAUCACCUCCAUCGUGCUUCUUCUUCAGUAUGGCGUCGGCUUCACCAUGUGGGCUACUCCCAGUUUGUACGGAGGCGUCGACAACGCCAAGGCUGUGUGGAAGUACCACCGCUGGAGCGGAUACACCAUCUUUGUCCUCCUCUUGGCUACAGUCACUAGUGCCGCCGAGACCGACUACAACAAGAACGUACUGAAGAUGAAGCUGUGGGCCGUCCUUUUGCUGUCCAUUGUGACGCUGGUGGGUAUUGUUCCUCGGAUCCAGAAGCAAAAGCUGGGUUUCCGAGGCCCAACUUCAACUUAA
Molecule: messenger RNA, 744 nt
Organism: Fusarium pseudograminearum CS3096
Lineage: Eukaryota; Fungi; Ascomycota; Sordariomycetes; Hypocreales; Nectriaceae
Exons: 2
Coding region: 1-744 (247 amino acids)
Molecular function (GO): transmembrane monodehydroascorbate reductase activity
Source: RefSeq, a predicted model, not a curated record